GUUACUCCUCCGUCCUCCCUCCGCGUUUACACCCGCCGCCACUCCUGCCUUGGCGCCGUAGCUAGCAAAGGCGAUAUCCAUGGCGAGCCCUGCACGGAUCGAGCUGGACAAGCUGAGCGUGGAGCAGCUCAAGGGGCUCAAGGAGCAGACGGAUCUGGAGGUCAACCUCCUCCAGGACAGCCUCACCAAGAUCCGCACCGCCGCCACCCGACUCGAGAACGCCUCCGCCGCGCUCCAGGACCUAUCCCUCCGCCCCCAAGGGAAGAAGAUGCUCGUGCCGCUUACGGCGUCCCUCUACGUUCCCGGUUCACUGGACGACGCGGAGAAGGUCCUCGUCGAUGUCGGCACCGGUUACUUCAUCGAGAAAACCAUGGCUCAGGGGAAAGAAUACUGUGAAAGGAAAAUUAAUUUAUUGAAGUCAAAUUUUGAUGAAUUGGUUGAGGUGGCUACGAAAAAGAAAGCCAUAGCAGACGAUAUGGGUUUGCUACUACAAGCCAAGCUGAGGCAAGCGUCACCGGGCCCAAGUUCAUGAGAGCUGGAUGCACACCUCGUCUCUUCUACCUAUGUUGUAUCAAACAUCAUUUAGUAAUUUUGAAGUUGGAGUCACGCAGCAGCGUAGAUUGUAUUCUUUGGCAUCUUCUGUCGCACAGCACACUCUUUGAAUGGUUUAAUUUUGUUCCUACUGCUAGCAGCCCGUGGAACUUUCAUGAGCUUGUAUGGGUGGGACCAAUCAUCGUUCCAUACUUCCAUUGUAGGUCUGGCCGAUGGGGGUGGUACCAUUGUACCAAGCAUUGCUCUAUUAUAGUAGGUGCAGGCUGUUGCAUUU
Zea mays is the source of this 826-nucleotide messenger RNA. RefSeq lists its product as uncharacterized. The record is from RefSeq and is marked validated. Gene Ontology annotation, biological process: protein folding; RNA polymerase II core complex assembly; RNA polymerase III assembly. Gene Ontology annotation, cellular component: cytoplasm; prefoldin complex. NCBI's taxonomy places the organism in Eukaryota, Viridiplantae, Streptophyta, Magnoliopsida, Poales, Poaceae.